Messenger RNA from Funneliformis caledonium, 2643 nucleotides. The record is from the annotation of a GenBank genome assembly. NCBI's taxonomy places the organism in Eukaryota, Fungi, Glomeromycota, Glomeromycetes, Glomerales, Glomeraceae.
AUGGCUGCUAACCAACUAAAAGAUCUUGCCGAGAGAUCCCGUAAAGUUGCAAAUGCCAUUAUAAAACAAGAUAUACCACCAAUUGAACGAAACUUGGAACAAAUUGAAAAACAAUCGCGUAAACUUGCAGAUAAAGUUAUAAAACCUGGAGAGGAGCCUGAAAGAAAAGCACCUUAUUUCUUAGCAAAUAUUGGAAUUGAUGGAGAUAGAUUAUCACAAGAAGUUAAAAGUAUAAACGUAUUGGGUGCUUUCGAGCCACGAGAACUUUUGCCAGAUACAGAUGUUGAGAAAUUUAUUGAACAUAAACAUCAACAAACGAUCUCUAGUAUUAUCAAAGAUGGUCAUACACAGACCAUAAACGAUUAUAACUCCUAUUUCGAUCGAUGUCUUAUCCACGAUUGGGAUAGGACCAAAAGAAGAGUGUUUGAAGAACUCGGUCAGCAUAUUCCGACUAGUACUUCUAGUGAUUCUGAUUUAUUUUCUACACCAGGAAGUAGUCGUUCUAGAUUUCAAACUCCAUUAAGAGGGACAACUACCUCAGGAAGUUUUAUUGGAUCUUCAACUCCGAGAUCAUCUUACGUAACUGCGGGAGAAAGAAAAGUAACAUUUAGAAGUGAAUCAACUUUACCUUUAAAUCAGAGACAUCUGGUUUAUUUUGAUGUUGUAUCUAAAUUGAACCAUUAUAGGUUAUCAAAGUUGGAGUAUGGUGUUAUAAAUGAAUUUACAAAUGCCGCAAAAAAAAUAAAUGUUGAAUAUGUGAAGAAAUUAGUUCAAUGUUGGCAGAGUCUAGUGUCCAUUAUUGGUGAAAACAAUGUUAUAGAAGGACGUUUUACCCGUAAUCCUUUGAAAGAGCGUCAUUAUGCUAGAGCAUAUAUGGCACCUGUUUCAAGUCCGGAAAAUAAAGAGCUCUACAAGACUUUAUUAAACGGGGCCAAACGUUAUUUGGAAGAAUCAUAUCGUAGUUAUUCAUCAGAUUAUGUAAAUUCGUUCCGUAAUGAAGCUUUAUUAGGCGGCCAGCCUUCUGUUAGUAAUACGGCUCGUGCUAUUUUACGUGCUAUCCACAGGCCUAAUGGAGGAAUUCCAAUAGAUAACUUACAGAUGGCAGAUAAUAUUCCAAUAUGGGGUCAUAUUUAUAUUCUGCUUCGUCAAGGUCACUACCAGGACGCUUUACAAGUUGCGCAGAGUUAUAAGAAUAAUUUUUCAAAACAAGAUCAGACAUUUAUCACAUACUUUACGAAAUUUAUAACCAAUAAUAAUAGUCUUCCUUUAGAUGACCGACAGAAAUUGGUGACAGAAAUUAAACAAUGGCCGCCUCUUCCUCAGUUAUAUGACCCUUAUAAAUGCUUAUUAUAUCAAAUUGUUGCUCAGAUGGAAGAAUUACCCCAAAAGCCACAAACAGGAAACAUCAGUCCUACAUUCGAAGAUUUUAUGUGGCAACAUCUAAUGUGUGUCCGCGAAAUAAAUAUUGAGAGUGAACCGGUUUCGGGUAUCCUUUCACUUGAAAGAUUUCAAAAAAAGGUUCGGGACCUAGGCCCUGCUCAUUUCAAUCAUAAUGGAAAAGACCCUAUACAAUAUUUCCGUGUUUUAUUGUUAACUCUUCAGUUUGAAAGGGCGAUAUUUUACCUGUUUCAUGAGUAUACCGAGGAUGCUGUACAUUUUGCUAUAGCACUUGCAUAUUACGGACUGCUUAGAGUACCAGAUUCUGCAGAAGCAAUGGCAUUAAUUGUUGAUGAAGAAGAAUCCCGUCCAAAGCUUAAUUUCAACACAAUCAUAUAUCAAUAUGUUCGUAUGUUAGCCAAUGAUAACGCCCCCAACACAGCAUUUCAAUACCUUAUUUUACUUUAUUUGUAUGGAAGACGCGAUUCGGACAGCGGUCUACAUCAGAUUGAGAUGUGUCAUUAUUAUGUUAGACAACUUGUAUAUGACACCGAAGCUUUCGCAGAACUAGUUGGAGACGUUCGUAACAGGGAGGGUCAGAUAAAAAAAUAUAUGUCUUUAAUGUAUAUUGAUAAUGAAAAAGAGUUCAACGAGAUUAUAGUUAGCGCUCUUGCCCGCCAGUGUGUUGAAGACGGAAAAUUUAAAGCAGCUCAAAGUCUUUAUGAAUUAACUGAGAGCUACGAGGAAAUUAUCUUAUUACUUAAUAAGAUGCUUGCAGAGUACAUAUGGGUUUCCGUCCGAGGUGUAACAAUGCAGCCCGAAACAGCACAAGAAUUUAACCCUCAGGAAAUUAAAAAAGUAUUACAUGAAUAUAAAACAAAUCAAAUCACAAUGAGUUUACCAGUUGACCGUAUACAGACGUGUGAAAAACUACUCGGCCUGGUUGAUUUUAUAGAAAUGUACAAAAUGCAGAAUUACGAGAAUGCUCUUAAUGCUGCUGCAAUAGAAGUGUUCGAUGAUCAAUUGAAGAAAUGUCUGGAAGAGCUUUUGCUUAUCACAAUGCGUUGUUUGCAUUCGCGUUACCAACAAUUAAAAGAUCAAACAUCGCGUUGGUCUCCGGGUCCUUCCAAUAAAUAUAUGGAAGAUACGAGCGUCCUUAGUGAAAAGGCUAAAAAUUUGGUCACAUUCGCGGGAUAUAUAAAACAUAGUGUACUGUCAACCGAUAUUUUUCAAAAAUUGAACGAGUUAGAAGUUUCAAUGAGAUGA